This is a messenger RNA of Mytilus trossulus (common blue mussel), 1155 nucleotides long. RefSeq lists its product as uncharacterized. The transcript has 2 exons. NCBI's taxonomy places the organism in Eukaryota, Metazoa, Mollusca, Bivalvia, Mytilida, Mytilidae. Bases 69 to 824 code for a protein of 251 amino acids. The record is from RefSeq and is a predicted model, not a curated record.
AUGUCGAUAAGGACGACGGUCCGCGAUCAUAUGCCAAACGAUUCGUUAUCAUAUUAACUGACGGUUUGAUGGUUGCAAGUAGCGAACUGAAAACCAAAGCAGACCGUUUACUAAAUUUUCCAAAUAUGAUUGUUGCCACUGUUGGAAUUGGUUCGUCGGUGAAACAUGAUCAUCUUGAACUAAUUUCUACAGACAUAAACGCAAUUCUUAGACCAUCAGCAAAUAGUAUUUGGAAGUAUCUUCAAUCGAAUUUAGCUGUUCCUGGAUGUCUUGCCUGUGAAGUGGAUAUUGGUGGUGACAUACGCAUCCUGCUUGAUAGUUCGAUAUCUACUAGACAAAAACUGUUCGACGAAGGGAGAAAAUUUAUAUAUAAAUUAAUCGAAGAGCUCAUAUCUUUCAAUUUGCUGAAUGUAAAUGUAUCAGUGGAUAUAUUCAGUGAAGAAGUAACAGAGGCAAUUCCGUUACAAAAUAUUUCUAGAAUAAAACGUAAACUUGGUGGACUUUCCCUUGUUGAAUAUAACGGUCAUAAUGUCAACCAAUCAUUGUUGGCACAGCACAUCAAAAAUAUUGGGAUGACGUCAUCGUCCACCAGUUUUAUUAUAUUUAUACCAAAUGGUGUCUUUCUUGAUUCUCAACUUAUAGAGAGAAUUAAACACUCAACAAAUGAGCGAUCGAUCAUUGUAUCGGUAGGUCUUAUUGAAGACCCAAUGUGGGAUAAUUUAGAAGAUCUUGCAACAUAUGGCUAUUUUGUAUUCUCUAGUGAAGAUGCAAUUCUUUUGGCACGUUAUUUGAAAAAGGAAAUGAAAACAACUACAUGCACAUAGAUUACAUUUAGCCAAUUCUUUACAGAGAUUCGAUCAAUACAAUUCAAACGAUCUCGAGGUCAACCAUAGCAAAACAUGCACUUUGCCAUAUUAAAAUAGGGAUAUGCAUCUUGUUAAACGCCUCCGUUCAUAUGGUAUUCAGUACAUCUUAGUAAAUAUGUCGUAUACUCUGUUGUUUGUGAUACAUAGUGUCGUUUUUAUAUUAUUUUUUUAUACAAUGAUGCUUGUAUUUGUAUUGGAAAUUAUUGAGAUUGCUGUAUUUAUGAAUUCGAGGAGUCAUACUGUUUCCAAAACACUUCUUAUAUUCUCCGACAGCCUUUUCUUCAAACGA